AUAAAGCAAGUGUGAAAAUGGCGUGCACAGAGAGACAGUUCACUUUGUACUUUGAAUCUAGUGAAGACGACAUUUGUACAAGUCUUUGGUCAGAUAUUCACAACGAAAAGGUUGUUUCUUCUACACUGAAGAACUUGCUUCUUGGCGGAUUCCAGUUGUUUUGUAAUCAGAAGUCAUUGAAAGUUUAUCAUGAACUUUGCAACUUUCAGCUGCCAGCUUUGAAGCUGUUGGACUUGUCUGUCCCGGACUGUAAUAGUGAAUAUGAUGCAAGAACAUCGGUCUACCCUUCAUCAAUAGUAUUAUUUCUAGACCUGGUUUCAGCGCUUUCUACAGAAUCCGCCAAACAUCUAGAAGAACUAAACAUUGCAAACUUUUUAAUCAGGAACAAUGUGUGCAACCAACAAAUACUAGAAUUGAAGGAGCAUAUGACAAGAUUUGUCUGUUUACGGGUUCUUGGGUUAAAGGGAACAAAGUUUACAAUUGGGAAGAAACGAGGAGAGACAAGCUCACUCCGAACCCUUCUCUCAGCACAGAAACUCCAGGAAAUAGAUCUAAGUUUCACCUUUAUCAGCAGAGAAGAAGGAAUCAGUCUUGCAAGAACUGUAAAGGACAAGGCUAGAAAGGGAGGUCAAGUGAAGAUAAAGAUGGAAGGAUGUUGCGGGGAAGGAAUUUCAAAAUUUUUCAAAAUUCUUGAAUUAUCAAAAACUGUUCUAUAUACUCACAGGUUGAAUAAGAAUUAA
Eurytemora carolleeae is the source of this 740-nucleotide messenger RNA. RefSeq lists its product as uncharacterized. The transcript is spliced from 10 exons. The record is from RefSeq and is a predicted model, not a curated record. NCBI's taxonomy places the organism in Eukaryota, Metazoa, Arthropoda, Copepoda, Calanoida, Temoridae. The coding region runs from base 18 to 740 and encodes 240 amino acids.